AUGAGUGCUGUGGAAAACCAAGGAGAUGAUGCAGUGCCUCCUCCGCCACCAACGGCAGCCGGAAGACCAAGACCCCCAACUUCGCAGCUUUUUUCGCGUGGCAAUCUGGUCAGCAGUCGUGCUGCCGGUGGCGACAAAACCUCUUUGGCCAGACCCUCAACUGCUGUGAGAGCUGUGGGCUAUGCUGCCAAUAGCGCCGGAACCAAUCAAAAGUUUGACCAGUUUUUUCUGGAAAAGGCCAAGCAACAGACUUUGUCAUCUGCAAAUGCCGCUGUGGAUGCUGCCAAGGAAGUCAAUCCCCAGAUCAAGUACAAAAAUCUGGAGAGCAAGAUUGUCAAGCUCUUGGAAUCCUCUAUUGUUUUGGCCAGGCAGAGUUCCUCACCGGGAGAUCCUACCUCUGAUACCAAGUCCUCAGCCGAGGCCUUGAAUAAAGCCAAGGAAGCCUUCUCUUUGGAUAGAACCCUUCAUAGAUUUCGAGACCAGCAGGGCGAGAAUGUCUAUCACAACUUUGACCUAACAUAUGCGGUCUUCUUCAAUCUCGCCGAGCAAUACGAACGCAAUGAUCUCAACAUCGAGGCUCUCAACACUUAUAGCAUCAUGACCAAGAACAAAAUGUUUCCCCACGUAAAUCAGUUGAAAAUCAAUAUGGGCAACAUCUACUUUAAAAUGGGACUCUAUCAGAAGGCGGUGAAGAUGUAUCGCAUGGCCUUGGAUUCGGUACCAAAGAAUCUAAGUCAGUUGCGUCUAAAGAUCCAGGAGAACAUAGGAGUCCUCUUUGUCCGCAUGGGUUCCUACUCGGAUGCAGCCUCCAGCUUUGAGUUCAUCAUGUCGGAGCGAGCGGACAUCAAGAGUGGGAUCCAUUUGUUGCUCAGUUAUUACGCUCUCGGAGAUGUGGAUAAAAUCAAGACAGCUUUUCGUAGCCUAUGUGAUGUUCCUGCUGGCGAAACGGAAACGGAUUUGGGCACUGAGAGUAGCAUCAUCAAGCUGCAACAACAGACGGGUCAAGUAGCUGGAGCUCAAGAGGAGCUGGAUAAACCUACGGAAAACCAGGCAGACGUAGCCGUAAUUGAUGCUGAAGGUGGCGGUUCCUACGAGAAGGUACAAGAGUCCGCAAAAUCCUCAGCCAAGACCAAACAGCGCCAUGUGCUGCAAGCUAUCAAGAUGGAUGAACUGGCAGUGUACACCAAGCAGCGGAGGAAUGCAGAGAAGCGUUCCAUUACCAUGAUUGUGGAUUUAAUAUCGCCCAUUAUCGAGGAGAACUACAACGAUGGCUACAAUUGGUGCAUCGAGGUGAUCAAGUCCUCGAAUAUGGCCUGGCUGGCCAGUGAAUUGGAGUUGAACAAAGCCUUGGUCUAUCUCCGGCAGAACGAUGUGAAUCAGGCCAUCGAAACGCUUCAGAUGUACGAUCGUAAGAGCGAGGGUUCCAUGACGGCCAGUGCUUUGACCAAUCUAAGUUUCAUCUACAUAAGUCUGGGCAACUUGGAGAUGGCCAGGCAUUGUCUCAAUCAGUUGCAGGAGAUCGGGGCUCUGGACACGAAUCCCCUGGCCUUGAUUAAUGCCAGCAUUGUGGAUCUACAGAAGCAGGAUUUGGUUUCAGCGCGGGAACGUCUCGAGCGAGCUCUGCAACUGCAGCCCACCAGCUUUGAGGCCAACUAUAACCUGGGACUGGUGGCCUUGGCUCAGCAGGAUUUCGAACUGGCCGAAGAGCGUUUCGAGCUGCUUAAGGCCCAGCUUUUGGUGCCCCAUUCGGUGCAGCAUAGCCAUGUAUUCUAUCAGCUGGCCAAGUUGCAGGAGCGUCGGUUAAAGGGCGGCUCUCCGGGGGCUUCACUGCAGGGUUAUCUUCAGGUUCUUGGCAUAUCCGCUGCUGACAUCGACUCCCGGCUGUUCGAGAAGGUCGGCUCGCUGUACGAGCAAAUCCAGGACCAUCAGGAGGCCAAUCAGUACUACAACGAGGCAUAUCGCAUCAAUAUGAGUGACAUUAACAUUGCCAGCUCGAUUGGUUCGUAUUACAUCAAGCUGCAGGCCACGGAGAAGGCGCUGUACUAUUACGAAAGAGCUGUCCUGGCGGAUCCCAAUGAUCCCAACUUGAUGUUGCGCAUUGCCAGCUGCUUCAGGAACUCGUAUCUGCCGCCGAAGCAGUAUUUGGGCAUGUUUCAGAAGAUAUAUGCCCGGUUUCCGGACAAUCUCACUUGUGUGCGAGCUCUGAUGCAGGUGACCAAGUCUCUGGGAAUGUCAGAUCUUCACGAGCGUUAUGCUGCGGACUAUGCCCGACUGCACAAGCAACAGCAGGAGCGCCAGAAUGAGCAGCGUUAUCAGCAGCAGCGUCUCUCCUCGGCCACCUCAUCCUCUGCCUCUUCGGGUGGCAGUCGAUUACGCAGCCAGUUUGAUCCCUUGGGUCCUCCCGCAGAGCGUCCACGAACUGGAAUGUAUCGAGGUCAGAAGAGCAAAGAUGAUUCCGAUGAUGAUGCGGAAAUGAAUGCCGAGAGUUUGCUGCCUAUUUAAGGGAAGU
Drosophila serrata is the source of this 2509-nucleotide messenger RNA. RefSeq names its product intraflagellar transport protein 88-like protein nompB (gene nompB). Lineage: Eukaryota; Metazoa; Arthropoda; Insecta; Diptera; Drosophilidae. Gene Ontology annotation, molecular function: kinesin binding. The record is from RefSeq and is a predicted model, not a curated record. Gene Ontology annotation, cellular component: ciliary basal body; centriole; ciliary base. Gene Ontology annotation, biological process: non-motile cilium assembly; intraciliary transport.